AUGCUCCUGCGCUCCGCGCCACGCCGCCUCCACCUACUCCGCCCGCACCACCUCCGGCUCCUCUCCGCCGCCGCGCUCGCCUCCGCGGUCCCGGCCCAGUCCCCAACCGAGUGGGCCGAGGCUCCUCUUGCCUCCGUGUGCCAUGCCACCGCCGACGCCUCGCUCUUCCACGUCACCCUCGACCUCUCCGCGCACCGGGGGCUCCUCGCCUCCCACGCCGCCGCCGGCCAGUUCCUCCCCUUCCGCCUCCCCGCCUCGCCCUACCCCAUCUUCCUCGCCAUCGCAUCCCCUCGUCCCCCACCCCCACCCGCGCCCGAGACCCUAAUUGCCCUAUACGAUCACUUAUUGAGUCAGGUUUUGCUGAAAACAAAAAAAACUGAUGUAAGCCUCUUUUAUGGGGUUAGAAAUCUUCAGAGGAUGGCAUAUCAGGAAAGGUUUGAUGACUGGGAAUCCAGAGGAGUUAAAAUUGUACCUGUCCUCUCAAGACCUGAUGGUCAAUGGGCAGGGGAGCGAGGUUAUGUCCAGAAUGUGUUCUCAAGGAUGAAGAAUAUUGUAAACCCUUCAUCAAUGGGAGCAAUUUUGUGUGGGCAUAAACAGAUGACUGAGUCGGCCUAUGAUGGCUGUAGCAGCCGGCUAUGGUAA
Messenger RNA from Miscanthus lutarioriparius, 642 nucleotides. NCBI's taxonomy places the organism in Eukaryota, Viridiplantae, Streptophyta, Magnoliopsida, Poales, Poaceae. The record is from the annotation of a GenBank genome assembly.